AAAGAAAGAAAGGUGAGGCGGGCGCCGCCUGUUGACUCCGCGGGCUGUGGAGCUUGUCCUGCUCGCUGUCCGUGUGCUGUUGACUUCGCGGGCUGUAGAGCUCGUCCUUCUCGUCGUCUGUGAUACAGCAGCCGGAGCUGCUCCCAUCAUGGAUCCCAGCACCACGAUUCUGCGAGUGAAGCGGAAAAGGGGGACCGACCCCGCGGACGCUCUGCUAUUGGCGUGUAAGCGGAUCCGGCCGGAGUCCAGCUCAGCGCAGCCCCCAGCCGAGCCCGUCCCGGAGCCCGAAGAGGCCGGCAUAGAAAACUCGGUCUUUAAACUCGUGGCCACAGUAUCUUCACAGGAUGCUCCAGUCCAGACACAUGUCCGUGAGGCUCUGUCUCGCCCUCGCCUGGCUCACGCCCUGCGUCCCUCUCAGGGCAGCUCCCAGAGGAUCAUUGGUGACUUGCGCAGUGUCAAAUGGAGCACCAGACGAGAGGAGCGGUACCGGAUCCUCUCCAGCCAUCGGGCAGGGCUUCCAGCAGAACCAUCCGCAGCAAGAGAAAGGGAGGCCCAGGAGAACGGUGCUCAGACAGCAACGGAUCCAUGUUUUCCUUUGGGAGAUGUUCAGGUGUUUGAUAUUGUUCAGGAGGAGGAGGAUGGGGAGGAAGAGAGAGCUCUUGGCAAGAAUAUGAAGUCUGACCAAGAGACAAUCCUGUGCAAUUCGGUGAAGAUGAUUCGCGAGAAACUGACUGUGUCAACUGAUGGACUUGGGACCGAACAUCGUGAGAAGGAAGAUGACUACGUCUAUGAUUUGUACUACCAGGAAACGGCCACACCAGGCUGGAUACAGGACAUCUUGUCUGUCAGACCCUAUACAGAGGAAGGGGAGCUGGUGCCUGAGGAUGUAGCCUGGGAGGAGGAGGUGUACGAAGAUGAGGAUGACGAGAAUGAAGAGCGCAACUGGAGAAACGACUAUCCAGAUGAGGAGGACAGUGAAGAUGACAGCGAUGCUGAAGAGCGCUAUGGAGGCUGCUGGAGUGAGGAGCAUUCAUACAGCCGGAGGAGCUGGGAGCGCUACCGGAAAGAUGUGAUGAAGGAGCUGGAUGAUGAGGACGAAGACAGAGAAGACUACGAUUCUAACUGAAGCCCUCAGAGUUCACGUGUGUUUGAGUGCGAGAAGGGCCAUUUUUACUGUGUGGUGUUUUGUUCAACGUGAAUGCGUGGUAGUUGAUGCAUAUCGCUGCUGUCGGAACAAAACAUAUCUCCAAAAUGGUAACUUCACAAGAGAAGCAAAAAACACCCUUUUAAUGCGGGUCAACGGAACCAGAAUUUUUUCAAGUCAUUUCGGGACGUUUCUUUUUGUGCAAUCUUCAUGAAAUUUUCAAAAAACGUAAAGGCCAUCAGGGCUUUUUCAAAUUACAUCAAAAACUUAAUGACAAAAAAUGGAGAUACGAGGUUUUGUUCCAACAGCAGAAAUAUAGUAGCUCAGGUGUGCUUUGCGUUGUGUGGUAGUGAGACGAAUGAUGUACUACAUUGCGUUGCAUUGUUAUGCGACUGUUUGAUGUGCAUGGUAGAGCAGACAGGCAAGUAUGGUAGCAGUUCUGAGUCUGUAAACGUGUGGAUUGAUUUGUGCUGUCGAGUGUUUGUUUUAACGUGUCCCAUCCCCCAAUUUCCAAAGGGUGACAGACUAUUUGUACAUAUGUAGAUGUGUAUAAAACAAAAAAAAUAAAGAUUUCAAAACAAA
This is a messenger RNA of Pygocentrus nattereri (red-bellied piranha), 1726 nucleotides long. It is a transcript of the gene slc7a6os, whose product is annotated as solute carrier family 7 member 6 opposite strand. Bases 149 to 1126 code for a protein of 325 amino acids. The transcript is spliced from 5 exons. The record is from RefSeq and is a predicted model, not a curated record. Gene Ontology annotation, biological process: developmental process. NCBI's taxonomy places the organism in Eukaryota, Metazoa, Chordata, Actinopteri, Characiformes, Serrasalmidae.